AUGGACUACGGUAAGAAUGGAGAUCAACACCAAACUGAUAUCAAAAAGCUGAAUAAAAAUACAAUCGAACUGAACGAAACACCAAACCUACCGCCGUUCAUAAUCGAAGAGCUCCAAAGUACCAUUCUGCCAAUGUUCCAACAGUCACCAAAGGUUCGUGCACACAGUUUCUAUCCGGGUGUGCAGUCAUUAAUUGAUACAAUCGUGGAGUUUGGAUGUAAUAUUCUCGCUGCUCGAGGACUUGUCACGGUUGGUCGUUUCGUCGAAUGUUUCUCGAAUAGUCGACAUAUUCCGAUCAUGCAGUCACUCCAAGAUGGAAGCCCAGGAAUGCUGGAAUUGGAAAUGGUUACAACAACGUGGGUGGGAAAAGCCUUCGGAUUACCGAGCAAUUUCAUUUGCGGUAAGAAGUCAAAAGGUGGUGGACUUCAACUGACGACAACUACCGAAGGAAUGUUCACGGCAAUAAUGGCUGCACGUCAAAGACAACUUCGUGAAAUUAUCAUCGCUUCGGCUGAGAAAAAAGCCAAAGAAACGCCAUAUGCAAAUGAGGAAGAUUUCCUAAUUAAAAAUAUGGUUGCCUACGGAUGUACCGAGGCGCACUUAUCAUUCGAUUUCGGUUGUCGAUUAGCAAAAAUUGAAGAUAGAUUGAUCAGUCCAGAUGCAGAUGAUACAAUGAACGUUCAAGAACUGGAGCAGGAGAUCACUGUGAGUGUUACAAAAGCACAGAUGCUCAAGGAUAUUGCAAAUAAACGAACGCCAAUAUUCAUAAACGUAACGUUUGGUUCAGCACACUCGUGCUCAUUUGAUAAAAUCGAUAAGAUCAUUGAAAUUGCAAGAAAAUACAACAUCUGGGUCCAUGUGGACGCAUCGUAUGCUGGCAAUUACCUCGUUAACCCAUCAUAUCGCUCUCGAAUUCAAGGUCUUGAAAAUGCAAACUCCAUUUGCAUCAACUUGCAUAAAUGCUUAACUCAAUCGUCGCAUACAACAUUCUUCUGGACCACAGAUUUGCGACCUGUUAAAGAAUCAAUACCACUGUCGCAGAACAUGUUGAGAAUGCUUCAUUCCGAUGGGUCAUACAAUGAAAUAGCAACAACUGCGUCGAACCGUUAUAAGCCGCUGAAAACAUACUUGUGGUUGAGACUUUACGGCAUCACAGGACUUCGAGGACAGAUCGAAACGAUCACAACUAUGACAGAUCGAUUUCGAAAACAUAUGACCGAUGACGGAAGACUUGAAGAUAAAACACCAUUCCAUGAAUUCGGCUUUAUUGUCUUCAUUUGUAAGAGCACGGAAAAAGAAAAAUCAAACGAUAGAACGUAUCGUCUCUGUUGUUACAUAUUGAAAUCAGGUAAAAUGAAUGUCGUUUUGGUAGCACCUCGAUCUGUGAAUAUGAUUCGAAUGUCAAUUAAUCGAGAGCAUUUGACUGAAGAUGAAAUUGAUGAAUCUUGGAUCGUUCUCAAAAGUUUACUGGAUGACUGGCAAGCUGAAGAAAAUCGAGGAAUCAUGCUGAUUAAAUCAGAGUGUGAACGAAUAUUAUGUAAUGCGGCAAAUGCAAGUUUACUCGCACCAGUUCCCUCGUCAAUGUCAGUUGUAACACCGCGAGCUGCACUCAACCUCGCUCAGUCCCAACCGCCAGCUGCCAUUGAUCCUGAAGAAAUUACUGCAUCUUCAUUGCUGCUAACAGCAGCGCCGGAAUACUCAGUCUCGAAACAGUCACCAAAAUCAAGAGGGACGCCGAGAUCAGCUGCGCCGAGUCGUUCAGGUGAGAAACUGAAGCGACGUUCAAGCAAAGAGUCAAAGAAGGAUGAUCGAAAGACUGCUGGCAGAUCCGUUUCAGCUACUACGAUUGGGAAGGGUGAAGGAACGCCUCAACGUUCACCUGAACCUAAAAGCAAACCAGGAGAAGAUCCAAGUUUACAUUUCGAAACGAUUAAAACUGAGGUGAUGUCCGGAUGUCUACCAGGCAUGUUCAGCACUCUAAUUAUUUUCCCGAAAUUGAUCAGUCUAAGUCCCUUUUCAUCAGCCCAUGAAUCAUCACAUUCAGAGACACGUUGA
Anisakis simplex (herring worm) is the source of this 2055-nucleotide messenger RNA. The record is from the annotation of a GenBank genome assembly. NCBI's taxonomy places the organism in Eukaryota, Metazoa, Nematoda, Chromadorea, Rhabditida, Anisakidae.